Vombatus ursinus (common wombat) is the source of this 867-nucleotide messenger RNA. RefSeq names its product forkhead box protein L2-like. Gene Ontology annotation, molecular function: RNA polymerase II cis-regulatory region sequence-specific DNA binding; DNA-binding transcription factor activity, RNA polymerase II-specific. The transcript has a single exon. The record is from RefSeq and is a predicted model, not a curated record. Lineage: Eukaryota; Metazoa; Chordata; Mammalia; Diprotodontia; Vombatidae. Gene Ontology annotation, biological process: anatomical structure morphogenesis; cell differentiation; regulation of transcription by RNA polymerase II. Bases 1 to 867 code for a protein of 288 amino acids.
AUGGCUACUCAGGACUUCGCUGCCCAGCCCGUGCCCUCCGGGACUUCCUCUGCAGAGGCGCUAGUCUGCAGAGGCGCAGCCGAGCUGGCCGGGCGGGCAGGGCCAGACCCCCUGCAGAAGCCCCCCUACUCCUAUGUAGCGCUGAUCGCGAUGGCCAUCAAGGAGAGCCCUGAGCAGCGGCUGCCCCUGAGUGGGAUUUACCGGUACAUCGUGGGUCGCUUCCCCUACUACGAGCGCAACCAGAAGGGCUGGCAGAACAGCGUCCGGCACAACCUCAGCCUCAACGAGUGCUUCGUGAAGGUUCCCCCGGACGGCGGCCCCGGCGCCCCCGGAGAGCGCAAAGGCAACCUGUGGGCCCUGGACCCGGCCUUCCAGGAUAUGUUCGACCAGGGCGAUUAUCGUCGUCGCCGCCGCCGGCGCCCCCGCCCCCGCGUCCCGCAGCCCCCGGGGCCCCCGACAGGGCAGUCCCCUACGCCAUCGCCCCUCGCCUUAGCGGAACUGCCCUGCUGCCUGCCCCAGCGUCCGCUCUACCUGCUGGGCGAGCCCUGGGCGCUGGGCCAGCCGCAGCCAGCCUACUUGCAGCCAGGCUGUGCCCCUGCUGUCGGGGGGCCACCCGGGAGCUACAGUGCCUUCUCUCAGAGCCCCGGGUUCUGCCAGCCUCGGAGUCCUGGGGAGCCCGGAAGCGGCUACCGCGCCGCAGCCCCGGCUGCAGCCGCACCCCUGCCCAUCCACUGGAAGGGAGCAGGAGCUGUCCAGCAUCCAUGGAGCGUCGGCGGCCGCCCUCAAGCGGGACUUCUGACUGCAGGUGUUCCCCAGGAAUUCCCACCCCAGCUCUCCUCCCCACCCUCCGCCCAGCUAGACUUCUGA